Solenopsis invicta (red fire ant) is the source of this 3666-nucleotide messenger RNA. RefSeq names its product cilia- and flagella-associated protein 52. Bases 765 to 3050 code for a protein of 761 amino acids. Gene Ontology annotation, biological process: cilium assembly. Gene Ontology annotation, molecular function: protein binding. The record is from RefSeq and is a predicted model, not a curated record. The transcript is spliced from 17 exons. Lineage: Eukaryota; Metazoa; Arthropoda; Insecta; Hymenoptera; Formicidae.
UCUCCGACAGAUCCUCAUCGUAUCCCGCGUUCAUGGUCAGCGACCGGCAAUCGGGGUGAGCGUCACGUGGAAGACAAUGAAGUGAAACGGCACAGGGAUCGUCAGCGAGAUACCUAGCAUCGUGCACGAUGCGACUUGACAACAUGGGGGACACGGGGCGGAUCGGCUCUAGAGCGGAUGCGUUAACGCUGCUCGUUUAACAGAGAGAACACGGGGAACGCGAUACGGAUCGGAGCGCGAGAACGAGUGGCGUCGCAAACCGACUAAACAGAACGCAGCGGACGCGGGACGGACCGACUCCAGAACGGAGGUGUCGUCGCUGCUCGUUUAACAGAAUGCCACGGACGCAGAACGAAUCGGAACCCCGGCGAGCGGCGUCGCGACUCGUUUAACAGUGAACUUAUUCUUUCUAUAUAUAAAGCCUAACAUACACUCGUCGACUAUUUGCAUGAAAAUAAACGAAUCGUAACCGGUUCGUCGCGUCGCGCGUUUGUUCCGGGAGUGUCGUUUGAUAAAGUAAUAGGACUUGAAUAGUCCACGGGCGCAAUUAGUGUAUUUAACGUGAGUGCAACAGGACGAGAAAACUCGACAAUCCGGAUCUGAGAGGAGGAGGAGGUUUGGGACAGGCAUUGGGCCCAACCGAAGGAACUUUGAGUAUCAUCGCAGCUUCGUAGCUAUCAUUAACUCCGCUCGUUGCACAUCGGAUCGGCAUAACGAAGAACAGUCUGCGACUGCAUCCGGAUGAGAAGCAUCUUCUCUAUCCGAUGGGCUACAAGGUUGCCAUAAGGAACAUCGAAACCGGCGAGCAACGAUUCCUCAGCGGACACACGAACAAUGUCUCGACACUGUGCGUUUCUCCGUGCGGCGAAUACGUCGCUUCUGGUCAAAACAAUCAUCUCGGUUUCAAGGCCAUGGUAAUCGUGUGGAAUUAUAAGGAGGGCACGAUAAAAGGCAGCUACGAGACGCACAAGGUCGGCAUCGUGGACCUGUGCUUCACCCGCAACAGCGACUUCCUCGUGAGCCUCGGCGGCAGGGAUGAUGGCAACGUGGUCAUCUGGGACGUUCAGAAGAAUUCUCUUAUAUGCGGAUCGUUCGCCAGCAAUGACACGAGUGGCAACGCGUAUAACGUUACGAGGACACAUCUUCACGGCGAGUGUUUCAUUACCUCUGGCGACAGGACGUUGAAGAUCUGGCGAAUCGAGGCAGAGAAGCGUCGGAUCCACGGUCUCGACGUAGAGGUGGGCAAGCUGAAGCGUCUCAUCAACUGCGUCGCCGUGGACGAGAUGGACGAGAUCAUCUACUGCGGCACUUCUUCCGGUGAUAUCAUUAAAGCAAGAUUGAAUCUGCGCGACGAUCUGCAGUGCGGAGAGCCAAUGCGCUUGCCGGUGAUGAUCGGCUGCUAUUCGAAGAUAACGCGCGAUCCGAGGAAAAUGAAGGUUGGUGAGGGUGAUCUAUACGCGGGCGGGGUGAGGUGCUUACUGCUUCUGAAGGACGAGAAGUUGGUGGUUGGCACUGGCGACGGUACCAUCGAAUUGAUACAAAUAAUUAUAUGUAAAAAGGAGAAUCGAUCUCACAAGCCAUCUAAGUUCCCUAAUACGCCUCAAAUACUCACGCAUCAAAAGGAAACCGUGUGCAGCGCUGUUACGUCCAUGGUUCUGCAUCUGAACGAAUUCUUGCUGGUCGGGACAUCCUGGUGCGAAAUUUAUCAGAUUCAACUAUCAAAUUUUCAUAUGCGCUUACUCGUUACGUGUCACACCAACUGCAUAUAUAGUAUCGCAUUCCCACGCAAUCAUUCAGAGAUAUUCGCAACAGGCAGUAAAAACGACGUCAGGCUAUGGAAACUAGAAAAGCAGAAGGAAAUAGUUCGUAUCACUGUGGCGAAUUUCAUUUGCUCCAGUCUACAAUUCGCGCGUAAUGAUCAAAUGCUGCUUUCUGCUUGGAACGACGGCAUAAUAAGAGCUUUUUCGCCGCAUAACGGGGAGUUUUAUUUUUCCAUUUAUAACGCUCACACAAAAGCCGUGUCGACGAUUACCGUCACGAGCGACGAUUCUACGAUGAUUAGCGGUGGCUGUGAUGGCCAGGUACGUGUAUGGGACAUAAAAACUGACGUGCGGCGAUUGAUUAGUGUACUGAAGGAACAUCGGAGUCCGAUAACGUCUUUGCAUAUCUCGAGCAACAACGAGGACUUGAUCAGUUCGAGUACGGAUGGCACGUGCGUUAUCUGGGACAUAAUACGUUGCACCAGGAAACACAUUCUCAUGGGAAACACUAUGUUUAUGAUGGCGCAAUUCACCCCUGACGGUAUUCAGAUCUUGACAUGCGGCACGGAUCGGAAGAUCGCUUACUGGGAAACUCUGGACGGUUCGUUGGUGCGGGAGAUUGAGGGUUCCAGCGCCGGCACGAUGAACUGUUUGGACAUCAGUCCGGACGGUCGACGCUUUAUAACCGGAUCCAACGACUGUACCGUCAAGAGCUGGGAGUACGACAGCGCGGAUGUCACCCACAUUAGCACUUUCCAUGCCGCAAUAAUCACCGCGUGUAAGUUCAGUACGGACGGCAAGCACAUAGUGACAGCUAGCGCCGAUGGAACAAUUAUGAUUUGGAAAUAUCCAUCUGAGACUUUGGAAGAUUCAAAAAGUGUGGAUCGGUCAGGAAGAGCAGCUAACUCUAUACGUAGCAUGCCCGACGAGGAUGUGGAUAAAUUGUUUCAGCAAAAAGCAGAGGAUGAUGGAAAAAAUGUCGUGGCAGAAGAUCAGACUGUGAGAUCUUCCAAAAAAUCUACUUCAUCAUGUACAAGUGAUCAGAAACCGCUAUCAGUUGCGUCUGAUCGGAGUAAAGGUUCUAAAAAAGAAACCCGUAAAGAAGAAAGAACGCCCGUUUGCAAAUGUGCAUCGCGGAGCUCGGUAAGUUCCAAGUCAAGCGCAGGUACACCGAACCGAUGCCGAUGCAAGGACACAAAGAGCGAUAGAUCCAGUAAAGCAAGAACAAUGGAAAAACUAAAGGAGUCUUCAAAUUCAAGUAGCAGAAGAUCAAUUACGUCAAAGACAUAACGCACAAUGCUUAGACUGAGACACGAAUACAUAAUUUUAACAAGGAUUCUCCUGCAAAAUAAUGAUAAAGUAAAAACCAGGUAUCACAAUUACAUUUCACUAGGUAUCAAAAUUUAUAUAUAUCGUAAAUAUGAGGUAGAAAUUAAAAUUAUUUCAUAAUUUAUAUAUUAUUCUUUGUUGGGAAAAAUUAACUUUGAUAAGUUAACCUCAGCGAAUCUCAGCCCCAUGCUUGACUUUUACAGUAAUGUAUGACCAACUUUCCGUCGGCACCGUAACAGUCGUACAAGUUCUUGACCGUUUGAUCGGGGGCAGGCGCAAACGUCUGAUUCACAUAGAGAAACUGAAAGGCAAGUAUGAAUUAUUAUCACGUUCCCCGAUUGUGCUGAAGAGAUUGGAAAGAAUAAUUAUGACGUACCAGUCUCUCGUUGGGGUCCAAUUUGAGGUACUUCUUUAUGAAUUCGGAGAUCUUUCCGAUGGGAUUGUCUUGAUAGACCGACCACUUCUUCUGCUUCAUGAUUGGAGCAUUAGCAGUAGCUUUCAGCAGUAUAUCAACUAUAAAAUUUAAAUGUAAACUUUAUUUAAAUAUAUACUUUGAUAUAUGUGAUGUAAAAUUGUA